Messenger RNA from Mus musculus (house mouse), 5304 nucleotides. It is a transcript of the gene Clcn1, whose product is annotated as chloride channel, voltage-sensitive 1. Gene Ontology annotation, molecular function: protein homodimerization activity; voltage-gated chloride channel activity; chloride transmembrane transporter activity. Gene Ontology annotation, cellular component: T-tubule; plasma membrane; sarcolemma. Gene Ontology annotation, biological process: transmembrane transport; chloride transport; chloride transmembrane transport. The transcript has 24 exons. The coding region runs from base 1758 to 3728 and encodes 656 amino acids. NCBI's taxonomy places the organism in Eukaryota, Metazoa, Chordata, Mammalia, Rodentia, Muridae. The record is from RefSeq and is a predicted model, not a curated record.
GGUGGAGAGACAGCUAUAAAUAGCUAGAGGUGGGCAUGUUGCCCCAGACGCCUUGGGGACAGUCAAAAGCAGAGGCUUAAGGAGCUACUUGGGGGAGACUAGGAGCAAGCAGGCCAAGGCCUGGCUGGGGCUUGGGGGGAGAACACAUGGAGCGGUCCCAGUCCCAGCGGCAUGGAGGGGAACAGAGCUGGUGGGGCAGUGCCCCCCAGUACCAGUACAUGCCCUUUGAACAUUGUACCAGCUACGGACUGCCCUCAGAGAAUGGGGGCCUUCAGCACCGGCCCCGAAAGGACAUGGGUCCCAGGCACAAUGCCCACCCAACACAGAUAUAUGGCCAUCAAAAAGAACAAUAUUCAUAUAAGGCACAGGACGGGGGAAUGCCCAAGAAGAUGGGCUCCAGUUCUACCAUGGACAGCUUGGAUGAGGACCACUAUUCUAAAUGUCAAGGUGAUGGGGACUGAGGAAUAAAGGAAUCUGGAAUAGGAGAUACAGGGAUUGAGAGAAUAACCUAGAUGCCCCAUUACACAUCUCCCAACACAUAUGUGUGUGUGUGCAUGUUCACACACACAUGCACACAUAGAGAUAUAUUUUGUUUGGCUUCUUUCCCAGCCAUAAGAAACAAGAGUUUUACAUGAACAUUGUAUUUACAAGGGCAUUACAGGACAUUACAGGAGUAGGGUUGUAGUGCUUUCUGGAAUGAUAGGGGCAGUAACUGGCAGAGACAUAAAGAGAUGUCCAGUGACCAGUACAGAGCUGACUCCUACCUCCAUUCCUCAGCCUGCUCCCAAAAAAAUGGCUAGAGAGCUGCUUUCUUCCUUCUUUCCCUUUACUUCUCCCUAGACUGUGUCCAUCGCCUGGGACGUGUGCUGAGAAGGAAGCUGGGGGAAGAUUGGAUCUUUCUUGUGCUCCUGGGCCUCCUGAUGGCUCUAGUCAGCUGGUGCAUGGACUAUGUUAGUGCCAAGAGCCUUCAGGCCUACAAGUGGACCUAUGCCCAGAUGAAGCCUAGCCUUCCUCUGCAGUACCUGGCCUGGGUCACCUUCCCACUUAUCCUGAUCCUCUUCAGCGCCCUCUUUUGCCAACUCAUCUCUCCCCAGGCUGUGGGCUCUGGAAUCCCUGAGAUGAAAACAAUUCUUCGUGGUGUUGUCUUGAAGGAAUACCUCACACUCAAGGCCUUUGUAGCCAAGGUGGUAGCUUUGACAGCUGGACUGGGCAGUGGCAUCCCUGUGGGGAAAGAGGGUCCCUUUGUUCACAUCGCCAGCAUCUGUGCUGCUGUCCUCAGCAAGUUUAUGUCCAUGUUCUCUGGUGUCUAUGAGACCGUGCCUGGGCAGCUUGAUCUCCUGGUGCCAGCCUGUGCAGUGGGCGUGGGAUGCUACUUUGCAGCCCCUGAUGGAGCAGCCAUACUAUUACACUGACAUCCUGACAGUGGGCUGUGCCGUGGGGGUCGGUUGCUGUUUUGGAACACCACUUGGAGCAGCACAUUUUAUGUUUGUCUUGGGCUAACAUGAAAGUUAGCUCUCAUUCCCAACCACAAUGUGACAGACCUGCUACAGAAAAGUCUCCUCGGUCUCCAUCAUGGAGGGAAAAUAGUUGUAAAAUGAGUGCUAUUUAGCAUCGAGGUCACCUCUACCUACUUUGCUGUUCGGAAUUACUGGCGAGGAUUCUUUGCAGCCACAUUCAGUGCCUUUGUGUUCCGUGUCCUGGCCGUUUGGAACAAGGAUGCUGUCACCAUCACUGCUCUGUUCAGAACGAAUUUCCGAAUGGAUUUCCCCUUUGACCUGAAGGAACUCCCAGCUUUUGCUGUCAUUGGGAUUUGCUGCGGGUUCUUGGGAGCUGUUUUCGUUUAUCUGCAUCGCCAAGUCAUGCUCGGUGUCCGAAAGCACAAGUGUCUCAGCCAAUUUCUUGCUAAGCACCGCCUGCUAUAUCCUGGAAUUGUUACCUUUGUCAUCGCCUCGCUCACAUUUCCACCAGGAAUGGGUCAAUUCAUGGCUGGAGAGCUGAUGCCCCGUGAAGCUAUCAGUACCCUCUUUGACAACAACACAUGGGUAAAGCACAUAGGUGACCCCCAAAGCUUGGGCCAGUCAGCUGUGUGGCUUCACCCCCAGGUCAACGUGAUCAUCAUCAUCCUUCUCUUCUUCGUUAUGAAGUUUUGGAUGUCCAUUGUAGCCACCACUAUGCCCAUACCCUGUGGAGGCUUCAUGCCUGUUUUUGUGCUAGGAGCUGCAUUUGGAAGGCUGGUAGGAGAGAUCAUGGCCAUGCUAUUCCCUGAGGGUAUCUUAUUUGAUGAUAUCAUCUAUAAGAUCUUACCUGGGGGCUAUGCAGUAAUUGGAGCAGCAGCUUUGACAGGGGCUGUCUCCCACACAGUCUCCACAGCCGUCAUUUGCUUCGAAUUAACCGGUCAGAUUGCUCACAUCCUGCCCAUGAUGGUGGCUGUUAUCUUGGCCAACAUGGUGGCUCAGAGUCUGCAGCCCUCCCUCUAUGACAGCAUCAUCCAGGUCAAGAAGCUUCCCUAUCUGCCAGACCUUGGUUGGAACCAGCUCAGCAAAUUUACAAUUUUUGUUGAGGACAUCAUGGUACGUGAUGUGAAGUUCGUUUCAGCUUCUUGUACAUAUGGGGAACUGAGAAACCUACUCCAGGCCACCACAGUCAAGACUUUACCAUUGGUUGACUCCAAAGAUUCAAUGAUCCUGCUGGGCUCUGUGGAACGCUCAGAACUGCAGUCCCUCCUGCAGCGCCACCUGUGUGCAGAGCGAAGGUUGAAGGCUGCCCAGGACAUGGCUCGAAAGUUAUCAGAGCUGCCUUAUAAUGGCAAGGCUCAGCUGGCUGGGGACUGGCAUCCUGGUGGUCGACCUGAGUCCUUUGCCUUCGUAGAUGAAGAUGAAGAUGAGGACCUCUCCAGGAAGAUGGAGCUUCCACUGACUCCAGCUCCUCCCCCUCCUUCCCCUCCUCCUCCACCUUCCCAGUUUCCUAUUGCUCCAUCAAACCCUGAAGAACCUAAUGGGCCACUGCCCAGCCAUAAACAGCCACCUGAAGCCUCAGACUCUGCAGAUCAAAGAUCAUCCACCUUCCAACGCCUGCUGCACUGCUUGCUAGGAAAAGCUCACUCCAAAAAGAAGAAAAUAACACAGGAUUCAACAGAUUUAGUGGAUAACAUGUCACCUGAAGAGAUUGAGGCCUGGGAGCGGGAGCAGCUGAGCCAGCCUGUGUGCUUUGAUUGCUGCUGCAUCGACCAGUCUCCCUUCCAGCUGGUGGAGCAGACAACCCUGCACAAGACUCAUACACUCUUCUCACUUCUUGGCCUCCAUCUUGCCUAUGUGACCAGCAUGGGGAAGCUCAGAGGUGUCUUGGCACUAGAAGAGCUACAGAAAGCUAUUGAGGGCCACACCAAAUCUGGGGUGCAGCUUCGCCCUCCACUUGCCAGCUUCCGGAAUACAACUUCAAUCCGGAAGACUCCUGGGGGGCCACCCCCUCCUGCAGAGGGCUGGAAUGUACCUGAGGAUGGAGAUGGGGCUCCUGGAAGAGAAGUCAUGGUUCCUACCAUGCCAGAGACUCCUGUCCCACCACCAUCUCCAGAGGCCCCUUCCUGCCUGGCCCCAGCCAGAGCGGAGGGUGAGCUGGAGGAACUGGAGAUGGUGGGGAGCCUAGAGCCUGAGGAGGAGCUGGCUGACAUCUUGCAUGGCCCCAGUCUGCGGUCCACUGAUGAGGAAGAUGAGGACGAGCUGAUCCUGUGAACAACCCCCUCUAUGCCUUCUUCUUAAAAACCACAGGGCCCAUGUCAGAGAGUGGACGUGUAUGUGAUAUGGAGAGGCCUCCACUUCAUCUUCUUCCUACCACCACUGUGAAAGGUGAUGGUGAUAAUCUUAAGGAGAACUUGAUCUUGGGCAGGGAAGAAUUUGGGUCCAUCAGACCUCCCCCCGCCACCCCCCAUUUCCAUGCUUAAAGGACUCUUGUGUUUUCCUGCUGUGCAGGUUCAGUCCCUAUCACUCUAAAGCCCCACAGUUCCCAGUGUUCAGUCACCAUCCUGGCCCUGCCUGUUUAUAUUCAGUUUCCAUACGGAGUAGGUGAGUGGAGGUCCAUAUUGGAUGAAUCUGCAAGUGUCACAUUGGAAGGGAAUGUGGGACCACAAUAUUGCCAUGUGGAUUGACUACCCUAAAAUGUGUCCCCAAGUCUGCCAGUCCUGUGUGCUCUCCAAAAUCUGUCUUAGACCCCAUCAGUGCUGCCAUUGUCUGUUUCCAGGCCAAGCCCAUAUCGGGGCUGAAAAGGCCAACCCUUAUUUCCGAGGAACCAAGUGCAGUUCCCCCGGGAAGAGGUUGAGGUAAGCUUUGUCUGGUGAGGCAGGUGUCAGACCCCUGCAGCAGAAAGCUCUAGUCCUUAUCCCUGGCGCUCUGCCUAGUUCUAUGUUACACCUAGAACAUGCUUCUUUCCUUCCGCCCACUGGAGUGGCUAACUUAGCCUGCCAAGAGUCACCUCUGCCUUGGGGCCACUCUUGCUAGAGCUCCUCCCAAAUCACACCAAGGCUCUCGUGCCACAGUGGGGAAUGCAGAUUCCAGUCCUUUCCAGUCCUUCCAGCUCCUUGCACCCUUGACUUGGCAAGCUUUAGUUUACUCCACUCUUAGAGGAGUUUUCCUUCCAAACCAGCAAGGCGCUCAAUAGCCAUGCUGUAUGGCAUUAGCCUGCUUAACCUAGAACCAUAUGCCAGGUGCUGUGGGCAUUCAGACUCUCUGCUCCAUUUGGGGGCUCUUUCUGCCCCUCACUAUAUACUUUUAGCUCUGUAGUUGAGCCCUCAUAUAUUCUCCCAGUUCUGCCCCCCCCCCCAUUCCCAGGUUUCUUCUGUCCCCCAAAUAAGACACUCAUAGUCAAAGGAUGCCACCACAUUCUGUUUAGUGUUGUUCCACACAGCCUCUGGCCUUCUCCAACAUGGGCUCCUUCCACCAACCAAGGCUAAGACAUUGAGGCCUAGGUAGGAGGAUUAGCAGGGGGCUUCCAAGCCCAUGCCCAUGUGUAUAUAAUCUAUAAUACUUAUAUAUAUUUAUAUAGAAUUCUCUCUGUAAUAUAUGUCAUAGACUCCUUCCUGGGCCUGGGGUGAGAGUUUCACAUUAAGAAAACAUGCUAAGACUGACCAUAAAAAUGGGUAUUUCUCAGACCUGGAAGACAGAGUGUGGGAUAUAUAUGGACAAGGGUAAGAACUUGUCCUUCACGAUUCCUUUCUUAACACAAGGAAAAGAAGGGAGGUAUGUGGGCUGGGGGAGGCAAUGGAAGGGAAGGAAUGGAAGGUUUGGAUUUUCAUUUAAUAAAGUCAAUUGAAAA